Odontomachus brunneus is the source of this 2464-nucleotide messenger RNA. RefSeq names its product collagen alpha-2(IV) chain-like. NCBI's taxonomy places the organism in Eukaryota, Metazoa, Arthropoda, Insecta, Hymenoptera, Formicidae. The transcript is spliced from 5 exons. Bases 114 to 902 code for a protein of 262 amino acids. The record is from RefSeq and is a predicted model, not a curated record.
CGAUUCACUUUCACUCUCGUUUAGUCGGCUCCGGGUGUUAUGCGCGCGGGUACGUCUUCCUUUACGGGCAACGAGGUACACAUCGCGCCGAAAAUCUUGAGAACCUCGCGAGAAUGCGAGCAGCUCUGUUUAUCCUUUACGUCGUGGUCGCGACGGCGUCCGGCGAAAAUGACGAGUCUUGGGCCUGGAACGACGAUAAGCAGAAGACGAGCAAGCCGGUCGGCGAGGCUAGAUAUCAAGUGUACGAGCCUGAUUUCGAUGGCGUCGAUGGGGUAGGCUUUAGACCGCAUAAUCCGGGCCCUUACGGUCCCAACAGCCGGCCGUUUGUACCGUCGUAUCCAGGCAACAACGGCGGCGUCCUCGUCGGUCCCGGGGGACCAACUGGAAUAAUCGGCAGGCCGCCACGUCUCGAUGGGCCGAACGGACAUAACGGUAUCCUGCCGCCAUGGAUUCGAGAGGAUCCCCGUUAUCGCGAGUUGGACACUUGCAAGUGCAGAUACAGCUUCAACUGUCCGUCACCCGGCUUGAAAUUUGGCCGUUGCUCGAGGGACAAGAAGUACUGCUGCUUUAACAGUAGAAAAUUCCCAGGACUGUUAGGAGGGCAUCACUAUCCAUAUUACCCCGGUGCGCCGCACAAGCACGGACCGACCGGUUUGGCGCCGAAUUAUUACGGCAAUCGGGGACCGCACGGUAAUCCAUACGAUGGACAUCCGUCUUUCGGCGACUAUUACUCAGGACCCUAUGGCGGCGGUUAUGGUCACCGUAAUGAGUUCGAGUCGUCACGGCCAUAUGGCUACGAUGCGGAUCCUGACGAUUAUGAGAUCUACGGGAGGUCGUUGGGCAAGAAUCAAACGCAGGCGAGCGAAAAGCCGAGGACGAGCGAGGAGGACGAGAAGCAAUGACUGUUUGAAACAGAAUGAAAAGUCCCGUCUCGAUCGAAUCGUUUCUCGAUCUUCCGCUCGAGCGAUCGUUUCGGUCUCGGCGGAGAUGCCAAAGAUAUGACAAGAGUAUAUAUAUAUAUAUAUAUAUAUAUAUAUAUAUAUACACGUACAGGUGCGCAUGUACGUUGAGCGAUACACGAUACACAAUUAGAUGAGACACGACCCGAACACGAACUGUAAUCGCGUCAAUAAUUAAUUCGUGCGGGGUAACACUCGUGCUUCGUCGUAAAUGAGAUUAUUUAUAAAAAAACGUGAAUUUGUAAAAUACGCGCAUCGGGCUUUCUCGAGAAACAGAUAUGAUCCUUCAACAGAGUCUCGCAAAAAUAAAUUGGCGGAAACAACGUUGGGACGUGUGCAGAUGUGUAACACGUUUCUCUCAAGAAUACUUCCCAUUUGUCUAUGGUUUCAAUCGAUUGCACUUUCUAUAUAUUCACGCCGUUGCCGAUUCAUCGAACGCUCACAGGCUCUGAGAUCAUUUGUAGAUGUAGAAUAAAAAGAGUUGCUCUGGAACUUUUUUUACAGAGAAAUUAUAAGACAUUUUUUAACUCUUUUCAGCUUGAUAUUUUUAUUAUAGUUUGAGAAAGUUAUAUGAUUUUUUUAUAAUUAAUGAUUGUAUAUUAGUUGAAUUACAGAGCACGACGCGACACGCUUGUGUCCUGCUAGCAUGCAUGAUGCAGGUACUUGUAGUGAUCCGAAACAAAAAAGCAAGAAAAACUCUUAUUUUAUAUGAGUGUAGUUAUCGUUUAAGCUACGAUCAUUGGACUAAAUCAAAAUAUGACAAAAUGUCGAGUUUGCAAAACAUAUUGUGAUCCCGCAAUUUGCUUUUCGAACUCGCCAUGUUUUGUCAAAUUUUUAUGUAGUCCAAUGAUCCUGUCUAGUUCAAAUAAUAAUAGCCAUAUUCAUAAAAAAUAAAAACCUUUCUGCUUUUUUGUUUCAGAAAUAAAAAUACCAAUGUCUGGACAUUAAUAACACUGAUACAUAAUUCUGGAACUUCUAAUUAUUUUAGUUUUUAAAUACAAAUAUAUAUUCGAUAUAAUAUAUACUUAAUAUGUGUACAUAUAUUCUAUAUUGAAAGUUUAAAUAUUCGUAAUUAAAAAAAAAGGCUCAAAUAACACGAAUGUCCAGAGUUAGGUACCAGUGUUAUUAUAUAUAUACAUAUAUAUAUAUAUAGUGUCCAAGUAUUGGUACCUUUACUUUACAGGUGGCUACAUGAUACACAUCAACAGGACACAUGCGUGUUCCGCCAUUACUCAACUAAUAUAUGUGAUCUUUAAUUAUGAAAAAAACUAUAUAAUUUUCUUAAAACAUGGUAAAAGUAUUCUGAAAGGUAUAAUUUCUUUGUAAAAGAAUUCCAAAGAAACUCCUUUAAUUCAUGCCUACAAACCGCCUGGAGACCUUAAUUAUCCCAUUAAAUAAAUGUGAAUUAAGUGAGAAACAAAUAAUUCUUUGCGAAGAAAACCGAUUCUUCGCGUGGCAUGCACCGUCUCAUACUAUAAAUAAAAUCUGUCACAAGUCUUCCCUUA